This is a messenger RNA of Parnassius apollo (apollo), 864 nucleotides long. NCBI's taxonomy places the organism in Eukaryota, Metazoa, Arthropoda, Insecta, Lepidoptera, Papilionidae. The record is from the annotation of a GenBank genome assembly.
AUGAGUUCACAAUCGAUAAUAAUAUAUGUUGUGUUAUCACUAAAUUCUUUUAAUUUAAAGGCUGAUAUUCUGAAUGUGGAACAUAGGCUUAAAGAACUUUCUACGUCGACAAAUAGUGAGAGUAAUUUGGAAUUUCUAUACCCAAAGGAAUGUUUCGAAAUUUUGGAAUCCUUUUCAUAUAGUGCAUCAAAUUUGACGAUGUGUUCAAUAGUAAAUGCUAGACCUGUCAGAUUGUGUGAAAAGUGUAUUGAUAAAUAUUUAGACUUCCGUAAUAAAUAUGAAGAGUUACAUAAAACAAGUAUUAAUGGUACAACAUGCAGUUCAGUUUUAAUUUCUCAUGACAGGUUGGAAGUGGUAUUGCAAUACCAUAACGGUAUUAUAGAAAUUUGGAAUAAAGGAAAUUGCAAUAGCUGUUUUGACUGGAAUGGUAAUGUACCAACAUUAAGUAAUGAUACAAAACAUUUUAAUACACUUUUUAAUGAAACAAUGAAAUGUUUAAUAAAUAACUUUGAUCCUCAAAACAAUGCUACAGUAUGUGAAAAAUGUAUGCAAUAUUACCUAGAGUUAGAUACAUUUUAUUCAAGUUUAAGUACAGAUGCUAUUGGACUAGAUAGUAUUUGUAUGGAUGUGGUGGAUUCAAUGAAUUCAACAAGAAGUAUUUGGAGCAAGACACUCAAUUGUUGCAAGCUACGUAUAUCACCGGAAGUUGUGUUUUUAUGCAGUGCUGGAUUAAUAUCAUUUUUGCCUUUAAUUUUUUAUUUGUCUGUAAGAUAUUGUGGACCAAUCAGAGAUUUACCUAAAGUACUAAGAGAAUCAAGGUUUAAACAAACAAUUUUGAGAUCAGUGAAUUCCAGGGAAGACUGA